GAAAAGCAAAACCACAAUGGGAAUAAAAAGGGAGUUGUUGUUAUGCUCCAAAAGAAAAGGAAUAAACCAAAACAAUUCCACCACCAUCGUACCUUCUCUUUCUCCUCGCCAGCUUCUUCGUUCGCUUCUCGCCGACGCUCUUCGCGAAUCACGUCUCUGAAUUCUUCAGCUCGAUCUUCUGUAGGAGUUUUUGGCGCGUUGCUUUACGAUUGCAUCUCCAUCUUCAGCACCGAUCGUUGAGGGUUUAAGGUUUCGUAUCGAGGCCAUUUAUAGGACCCGAGAGGCGUAAUCAUCAAGUCCUUCUUGGCCAAAUCCGAGCUCAAACAUUAUUCUGCUAUCCGGGAUGGAUAAUUACUGCGUACCGACCACUAGCACGACCGGUUUAGUAUUUCCGGCUAAUUCGAGCAUGACUGCUUCCUCCGGAUUCCACCUUACUGUUGAUUCUCCGGCUGGAAUCAGACAUGAAGCUACUUUAGCUGUUGAUUGGUCUGUUGAAGAGCAGUAUAUUCUGGAGAAAGGGCUUGCAAAGUUUAAAGAUGAACCACAGGUCACCAAGUAUGUAAAGAUCGCAUCAACUCUACCAGAUAAAAGUGUACGUGAUGUAGCUAUGAGGUGUAAAUGGAUGACGCAAAAACGAAGAAAAGGAGAAGAGCAUGGUGCCACGAAUGUUAGUUAUAGAAAGGUGGUGAAUUUACCCCCAAAACUUAACAUGUUUUCGACCGUGACACAACAAAAUGCUAUAUAUGUCAUGAACCCUAUGUGCCAGAGUGCACGCGUGCCUUUUGAAGGUGCAAGUGAUGCAGUUAUGGAGCUUCUACGGCAGAAUGCUCAAGCAUUUAGUCAAAUUUCUUCAAACCUUUCUGCGUGCAAGUCACAGGAUAACAUCAGCCUGUUUUAUCUUGCAAGAAACAACAUCAGUUCCAUCUUGAAUGACAUGAAGCAGAUGCCUGGUGUCAUCAGCCGGAUGCCACCAUUGCCUGUUUCAAUAAACAAUGAUCUUGUUAGCAGGUUAAUGACGAGUACACGACAGAAUAUUUUUAUCUGUGUUUUAGUCGAGCUCUUAUAUCAUUCCUUCGAGCAUACAUCUGAAGCAGGAGCCAAGAAACUAAUGCUAAAGGACAUUUGA
Eruca vesicaria subsp. sativa (arugula) is the source of this 1126-nucleotide messenger RNA. NCBI's taxonomy places the organism in Eukaryota, Viridiplantae, Streptophyta, Magnoliopsida, Brassicales, Brassicaceae. The record is from the annotation of a GenBank genome assembly.